This is a messenger RNA of Rasamsonia emersonii CBS 393.64, 1179 nucleotides long. Its product is annotated as Alcohol dehydrogenase. Gene Ontology annotation, molecular function: zinc ion binding; S-(hydroxymethyl)glutathione dehydrogenase [NAD(P)+] activity. The record is from RefSeq and is a predicted model, not a curated record. Lineage: Eukaryota; Fungi; Ascomycota; Eurotiomycetes; Eurotiales; Trichocomaceae. Gene Ontology annotation, cellular component: cytosol. The transcript is spliced from 6 exons. Gene Ontology annotation, biological process: formaldehyde catabolic process. Bases 1 to 1179 code for a protein of 392 amino acids.
AUGGCAAGCACUGCCGGAAAGCACAGUGAUCUCUCAUACAGACCCCAACCAGAGGAGAGGCGAAAUGCCUUUGCCGCCAUCGCGUGGGGUGCCGGUCAACCCCUCUCGGUCGAGGACGUCGAGGUUGCCCCUCCCAAAGCCCAUGAAGUGCGUAUCCAGAUCUACCACACUGGUGUCUGCCACACGGAUGCAUACACGCUCUCCGGCAAGGACCCGGAAGGCGCGUUCCCCGUCAUCCUGGGUCACGAGGGUGCCGGUAUUGUUGAGUCUGUUGGAGAGGGCGUGACUAACGUCAAACCUGGCGACCACGUCAUUGCGCUCUACACCCCCGAGUGCCGUGAAUGCAAGUUCUGCAAGUCCGGAAAGACCAACCUGUGCGGUAAGAUCCGGGCUACGCAAGGAAAGGGUCUCAUGCCCGAUGGCACCACCCGCUUCAGGGCCCGCGGCCAGGACAUCUUGCAUUUCAUGGGUACCUCGACCUUCUCCCAAUACACCGUCGUUGCGGACAUCUCAGUGGUAGCGGUGACUCCCAAGGCUCCCACCGACCGUACUUGCUUGCUGGGUUGUGGUAUCACGACCGGAUAUGGUGCGGCUGUCGUUACCGCUAAGGUUGAGGAGGGAUCCAAUGUGGCCGUGUUUGGCGCCGGCUGUGUCGGUCUGUCCGUCAUUCAGGGUGCAGUGCAGAACAAGGCGGGCAGGAUCAUCGUGGUCGACGUCAAUGACAAGAAGGAAGAAUGGGCUCGCAAAUUCGGUGCGACGGACUUUGUCAACCCGACUAAGCUCAACGGCAAGAGUGUCCAGGAGCAGCUCAUCGAAAUGACAGACGGUGGAUGCGACUACACCUUCGACUGCACUGGCAAUGUCGGAGUCAUGCGUGCUGCUCUCGAGGCCUGCCACAAGGGUUGGGGUCAGAGUAUCAUCAUCGGUGUCGCCGCUGCCGGUCAGGAGAUUUCUACGAGACCGUUCCAGCUGGUUACCGGUCGUGUGUGGAAGGGAUGUGCCUUCGGUGGUAUCAAGGGCCGUUCUCAGCUUCCCGGCCUCGUUGAGGAUUACCUGAACGGCAAGCUCAAGGUCGACGAAUUCAUCACGCACCGGGAGCCUCUGGCGAACAUCAACAAUGCUUUUGAGCAGAUGAAGCAGGGUGACUGCAUCCGCUGCGUGGUCGACACGAGGCAGUAA